Messenger RNA from Ooceraea biroi (clonal raider ant), 3658 nucleotides. It is a transcript of the gene Tsp97E, whose product is annotated as Tetraspanin 97E. Lineage: Eukaryota; Metazoa; Arthropoda; Insecta; Hymenoptera; Formicidae. Gene Ontology annotation, cellular component: membrane. The record is from RefSeq and is a predicted model, not a curated record.
UCGCGCUGGCACGGGCAGUCGCGAAUUGUCUGCCGUCGUGAGGGUCUCGGUGUGACUGCAAUUCACGCGAAUCUGCGAGUCGCGAACGCGAUCGGUCUGCGUUUCCUCUUUCGUUGACGCUCGCUCGUUAACGGUAACACCGAAGAAAUCGCGCGAACUGCGUCGCGAGACGCCGCGACGCGUGCCGAUCGCGGAUUCGCGGCUGCUGCAGGGAUUCGACGGGGACAGCGAGGGACGUAGAACACGGGCGAAGAUGUGCGGCGGCUUUACGUGCUCGAAAAACGCGCUGACAGCACUCAACAUCCUUUACAUCGUUGUUGCCUUUAUAUUAAUAGGAGUCGCCGUAUAUGGCAGAGCAUCGGCCCUGGUUACAAAUCUCCCCAUUAUUGGAGGCAUUUUAGCAUGCGGAGUGAUUCUGUUUCUCAUUUCUAUAUUGGGUCUGAUUGGUGCCGUUAAGCACCAUCAGGUCUUACUCUUCUUUUACAUGCUCAUUUUAUUCCUCCUGUUCCUGAUUCAGUUCAGUAUCGCCUGUGCUUGCCUCGCCGUCAAUACUAAGCAGCAAGAGCAGCUCGCGGAACAGGGUUGGAGACACGUCGGAGAUGAUUUAAAGGCAAAGGUUCAAACCACUUUUAACUGCUGUGGAUUUAAUAAUACCACUGAGGAUCCAAAUCUACCUUGCAAGGUGACUAGCUGUUGCCAAUCAACCGACGUCAAUCUAAUGUCUUGCCCACCUUGUCCGCCAUGUAUGCAGAAACUGCAGUCCACCAUCGACUACGCCUUCAAAUUGUGCGGCAGUAUAGGAUUGUUCUUUAGCUUUACGGAGUUUGUUGGUGUAUGGUUGACCGUGCGGUACAGGAACCAGAAAGAUCCACGAGCUAAUCCUAGUGCUUUCCUCUAGUCUAACACCAUCGCCAUGUCCUCUGUCACUUCAUACGAUCCUCCUAACAGAUGGUGAUUGCAGCUUUCUUGGCAAGGCGUUAUCGAAAUCAAUUAGAUCCACAGGAAAAAGCUGCAAGGGCCAUUUUUCCGCAGCAUAAUUAUGUAUAUUGAUUAUUUGUUGGCGAUGCGUUUUAAGAGAAUUGACGUUUUUUUUAUUUACGUUACACCGCGAUGCAUUCUUGUCGAGUCGAGAGGGGACGAAAUCAUCAUAUCAGUUUCGAUUCUUGAUUGCCCGAACUGUUGUGCAACAUAUUUUUCAAGAGUAAUGGUUUUUUCUCUCGAACAUUGAUCAUUAUAUAUAAUGCUCAACAAGGAUAGCAGUUGAUACUUGUUUUUUUUAACUGGGCAAUCAUAGAUUUUAGAGUGAGUUAGAUAAAUAACUGAAAUGUGUGCUCUAGUCAUAUACUUAGAACACUCAUAACAAGCCUCAAUGCGCCUUGUAGUCUAGAGAGACGAGAAACAUCACGUAAGUAUGUCUCAAUGAAAUUAUUUUAUCGCUUUAUUUCCCGCAGUUCGUUAAAUAUUGACGAUAGUAAAAACUUAGCGUGUUGUGAUUAUGCUAUUUAGUUAAAUAUUCCGAUAUAAAUCGAGAUACUUGAAACUAUUUUUAAAAAACGACGGGAUGACGUGAGUGACGUGAGAAAUGUGCAAUCCAGUUUUGUUAUAUUAUUUUUUUAAGAAAAGAGAAAAAAGUGAAAUAUGCAUCCCGUAUGUUAUAUAACAUAACAGCAUAGGUGGUAAUAUCCACGUCCGUAUCCCAUCUCUAUGAUAUUUUUUUUCGCAUAAUAACGUCGCACAUCACACACAUACACAUAACUCUUCAAUAAUACAAUAAUAAUAAUAAUAAUAAUAUCUGUACAUUUAUAUCUUCCUGAGCGAAACAAAUUCUGUCAUAUCGUCUUUGAGUACUUUUAGAUAACUUUAUAAUAUUUUUAUGUCUGGAAGGAUUACUUUUUAUAUUUAAACUUUUCUAUAGCACUAAAGAAUGCCUUUCGUUCUAUGAGAAAUCGUAAUCAAAAUAAUCAGAGAUAAUUGUAAUGUGUUCCUAUAACGUAAUUUGGGUGAAACUUGACUUAUCCUUUAUCGGCAGGCAUUACAAAUUCACAGUUGUUCAAUUCAAUAAUUGCUCUCGCACACUUGCUUGCAGUAUUGUACGGCUAUGGCAUGAUAUGAUAUAUGAGAAAUUACUUCAAGUGUAUACUAUUAUCCGCUUAUAAUAUCAUCAGUGAUAAUAUAAAAUAUAUCGUAUUUCAAGUUUCAUCCUGCAAAAAUAUCCAACACGAGUGCUUUGCUUCGAGUUAAACUCUGCGCUCAAUGUGCAUUAUAAUAAAAGCGUAAGAAGCGUAAUAGGAUAAAUACAAGAUGUCCUAAACGGCCUGGUGGGAGGUUUUUCAGUUUUUAUUUUACGUAAUGCAGGGUCCUUAAUGGAUCCUCUUGCAGAUGUAAAAGUAAAAAGGUUCAAAGCUCCUCGCGAGCAGCAUUGAAACCAUUUUGUCGAGUAUAUAACGCGAAUUAUAUAGCAGUCGUGUAUCAUAAUUAUAUUGAAUUGUAUCAUAUGAGAAAAAUGUAUUUAUUAAAUAUCUUGUAAAAUGUUAUCCUACCAAGUUCUUUUCGGACAACUUGCAUAGCAAAUUCUUUACGAGGAACAAAUUCAAUAUGCAUGAAACUGUUGUAUGUUUACAACGUGCCCGCUCUCGCAUAUCCUUUAUUUAGUCUUAUUACGUGAAAUGUGAUGGAUAGGAUAAAUCUCGCUGUACAAUUUCGUUCCUUAAGAGUCUCCCUUAUAUUUUAGAAAUGAUUGAAAUACAAUCAUGUUCAAUAAAUUCAUCUCGUUACUGUGCAUUGUUGUAUAUUGUGUUCAUUGAAAAUUUUAAGAAUAUAAUCGAAUAUAAAAGCAGAAUUUAUACGGAGAAUUCGUUUUUGUUGUUAUUAAACGAUAAAAUUAUGGUUUAAUUAAAAAGCGUGGCACGUUUAAGAUAGGCCGUGGGUAUUUUUUUUUCUAUUUUCGGGCAAAUUUUUCGAGUGUCGGCUAUAUCACGAAAUUAGUAGAAAGAAAAGGAACUUAUAGAUGUGUAUCUUCCAAAAGCGAAUAGUAAGAAUAAAAUCUCGCGAACAUUCCAAUUUUUACGCGUCUUUGCCUGGCUUUGGUAGAAACGUGCGUACAUUUUAUAUAGCACGAAAUAGUGCUCGUAUCGUAUACACGCGAGAUAUGUAUUUACAUACAUAUAAUAGAUAGUUUAAUUCCUAUGUACACAUAUUUUUACCUAUACACACGUAUCGUAUAAUCAAUACAUAUUCGUAAUUAUAGACUUGAAGUAUAUCCAGAUGUAAGAGAGUUAAAAAAACAAUCGAGCAAUUCGACGAAUCAAGAACGAGAGGUCUGCGCUUUUGUGUAAUUGAAAGGUGAUAGAGAUGUUAUUUGCUGCGUGCAAUUAUGUAUUACCUAUAUAUGCACCGAUAUAUGCACAAUGCGUGAGUGGCGGACACUUUUGAGAAUCAAAAUCUGACGCGCGUGAAUAGAAUCGAAUAUCGACAAUCUUAGACGAUGGAGAUCAUGUAUGUACGUAUUGACAUAGAGAUCAUAUUCGAAUUAUACUCGAUUUACCUUUCUACAUUACAUGUUUCAACCUUGCGUUAUUCUACGUAUACAUCCUUUAAAAAUGCCCGGGAUUGGCGCGCUGUAUCCAAUUACAAGUUCGAAUAAAUCGAAUCUUGAGUC